GGAGUUACACAGUAGCAAUAAAUUUUGGACCUCAAGAAUUUUUUGGCACGCGUUCACUGCUCCUGCUCCAAGAUGAUUGCUGGGUGCUGCGCUCUUUUCCUUCUUUGUUGCAUACUGAACGGUACAGAGUCUUCAAAUCCAUCACUGGACAUCCACAAGGCGAGAUACAGCAACUCAUUCCGCCUCGCAAGGUCCACCCGAACCCGUGUGCAACAGCUGCUGAGUAAAUAUAAGGAGCAGCAGUUGGGAAACAAGGACUUUGAGGACAGAAGUAGUCAUUUGAAUGACCUGCCAUUGCUCUCGACGGACUUUAACAGCUGGCUCCAGCUUACGGAUUGGCAACGAUUACAGGCUGCCUUCUCCGACAUGCAGGCCUACAGGAACAGGCUGGUGUGGAAGAGGAAAGAGCUGGAGAGGGAGGCAAAAGAGAAGAAGGGAGUGCAGAGGCUCCCCAACAAUUUACCGAAGGACAUCAAACACAUUGAAAUGGACCUGAGGGACCUGAUGAGCCAUGUCGGCAAUCAUAUGAGUUACAUCAAGACGUCCAACAGGACAUCAAACCUUCCCACCGUUUGGACACCUUUGAACCCGUCAUCGAUCUCAAAAACACUGUGGGAAAAGCGUGUGGAAGGUUACAUCAUUUUACGGGAUCUUGACCUGUACCUCACCAAGUUGGCACGAGACUUCCUCCUCCUGGCUUCUAAAGCACAGUAAAUACUGCGGGGACAAAAGGAAGAGUUUGGCUGUUGAGGGGUUGUCUCGCACUGGUCAUAGGUCACCGAAGCGAACCAUUAAUAGAAUCAAUGACCAUCUCAGCGCUUCUCUGGGUAUUUCCCCAAGUUUCUGUCUUGCCUCUGACUGUAAAUUUGCAAGAAGGCUCCCACAACUGACAGUGCACAUGACAACAUCCUGUUUUGUCACCCAGGCCCCUUCGUCGACUGGACUUUCCAAAGACACAAGAUUUUUUUAUUUAUUUGACUUAUUUAUUGGAUUGAUUGCAUUAUUUAUUUUACAAAGACAGCGACAUGGUGUUUACAUGACAUUUGGUAUUUAAAGUAUAAUAUUUAUUUAGAUAUGGCUUUCAAUAAAAAGAUGAAAUGUGAGGACUUCAUGUUUCGAUGUCAUCGAUCAUUACCGGAUAUUAUUUUUCAAGACAAUUUUGCAUAGCA
Molecule: messenger RNA, 1169 nt
Organism: Hippocampus zosterae (dwarf seahorse)
Lineage: Eukaryota; Metazoa; Chordata; Actinopteri; Syngnathiformes; Syngnathidae
Exons: 5
Coding region: 73-714 (213 amino acids)
Biological process (GO): negative regulation of neuron apoptotic process; ciliary neurotrophic factor-mediated signaling pathway
Molecular function (GO): ciliary neurotrophic factor receptor binding
Source: RefSeq, a predicted model, not a curated record